GAAUUUAUAUUUAGAACAGCAAGGCUGUUUUAUAACAGUUUGCCGAACAACUCGUUUUCGGUGCAAAGAGUGGGAGAUUAUUUGUGAAAGUUUUCUACUGUGUACAAUAAUCUAGUAUAUAACCAAAUGUUAAGCCGGUUCAUACGGUUCAAGUUCUUUUUAUUGUUCAAGUUACCGUUUUGUUAUUUUGUUUUUCGAUAUUUUUAACUGGAAUACAUUCAUGCAUACAUUUUAAAGUAAGUAAUCAUAAACUAAGUUGAUUUUUCAAUUUUGCUCAUGUGUGUAAUUACCUGAUAACUAUAUAAAAUUAUAAGCUGCAACUGGUUACAUGCCAUGGCGUUUUUUACAUGCCAUGUUUCAUGAAUCCAUCAGAUUCUUGAAAAUAUUUUUAUCUCAUUGAUGUUUACGUACUUGGUGAGUGUGCGUAAUUGAAUGCGAUAAUUGAUAUUCUAUGUAAAUGAAUUAUUAUGAAUAUAGAAAAAAUGUAAAGCAUUUUCUUAUUUAUGUUCAAACUCGUACUCGUUUACUUACUCAUUUCACUUAAGUGUCAGUUACAGAUUAUCACCCAACACAUCUUCAUUAAAAAUGUCAUAUAUUAAUAAAAUGAUUGAUAAUCCGGAUGAAUUCGAAGGAUUUGAUAUGAGUAGUCUUCGAAUGGAUGAAGCUUUCCUUCAAAUAAUCAACUCUAGUCCAAAUAGUAUUUACAUAUAUGAGUUAAUAAGUGAAUGUAUAAAGUGUCCCUAUAAAAAAUUCAUAGCUGUACCAUCUGGAAGCACAUUAAUAAAAUUAAAGACAAGAUUUAAAACAAUAUAUAGGUUAUUAAAUACACAAGUUGGUGCUACACAUCCUGUUGAUAAUGAUGAUUUUGUGUGUGGAAUUAAACAGGAUUUUGGGCAAUUUGGUGUUUAUAAAUUGGAAACGAACGGGAUAAUAUGUAAUACUCGAGUAUUAAAGCAACCAGUAAAUAUCUAUUUACCAAUUCUAACAGUAAUUUUAAUCUAUUCCAUUUUUUUCCUAAUACCACUCUACUCAAUCGUCAAGAAGUAUGUAUUCAAAAAAGAUGUAAAAAACGAAUCUGAUCCAGUUACAACUAAAGAACGUUUAAAAUCGUUAGAUACUUUCCGAGGUAUUUCAAUAGUAUUGAUGAUAUUUGUUAAUUACGGGGGUGGAGGAUAUGUAUUUACUGAUCACGCCGUUUGGAACGGAUUACAAGUGGCCGAUUUAGUUUUUCCAUGGUUUUUAUGGAUAAUGGGAGUGUGUAUACCAAUAUCUAUUAGAUCUGUGUUGAAAAAAGAAACGCCAAAAGGAACAGCUUUUCUUAAUAUUCUUAGGAGAUCAUGUACGUUGUUUGCAAUUGGGUUGUUUUUGGGAUCAGGAACCAAUUUGGAAAAAUUAAGAAUAUUUGGUGUUUUGCAAAGAUUCGGAAUUUGUUACUUGGUUGUUGCUACAAUGUGCUUAUUUCUAAUGGAAGUUGAUUAUGCAGAAUUCGAUAGAAAAUGGAAAAAUUAUUUUUCGGAAAUACUGCAUACAUAUAAAAUGUGGAUUAUCAUUCUUAUUAUUUUAAUUAUAUAUUGUCUAGUAAUAUUUCUUGUGGAAAUAGAUGGAUGUCCAAAAGGCUAUCUUGGUCCAGGAGGAUUUCAUGAAAAUGGUAAAUACUUUAAUUGUACCGGUGGAGUUACAGGUCACAUAGAUGAAGUGAUCUUGGGAAAUCAUAUUUACCAAUAUCCAACAAUAAAAGAAAUUUAUAAUUCGAAACCAUUUGAUCCUGAAGGAAUAUUUGGAUGUUUAACAUCAAUAAUUCAAGUAUUCUUAGGUGUAAAAGCCGGAAUUAUAUUACUAACUAUAAAAUGCUAUAAAAAACGCGCCAUUAGAUGGACAUUUUGGGCCUUUUACACAGGACUUAUAGGAGCUGUUCUUUGUGGAUUUUCUAAGGAAAACGGAGUGAUUCCACUUAACAAAAAUCUUUGGUCUCUAUCGUUUGUAUUGGUUACGUCGAGUUUAGCAUUUCUGUUAUUAACAUUCUGUUAUCUAUUAAUAGACGUAAUUAAAAUAUGGAAUGGAAAACCGUUUUUAUUUGCGGGCAUGAACGCAAUUAUUAUGUAUAUAGGUCAUAGUAUAACGUAUUCCAACUUUCCCAUUAGAUGGGACGUUGAUAAUAAUGAAACUCACUUUUUGAGGUUAUUCGAAAACGUUUGGGGAACAAUGUGUUGGAUUUUAGUUUCGUAUUAUUUAUAUAAGAAAAAAAUAUUUUAUAGUAUUUAAUAGUUAUACUUAAAUUAUAUGUUAAGUGUUAUUUUGUAUAUGUGUAAUUAAAAACGAAAUAUAAUGUUAAUAUAAUAUUUUAAUAAGA
Molecule: messenger RNA, 2350 nt
Organism: Onthophagus taurus
Lineage: Eukaryota; Metazoa; Arthropoda; Insecta; Coleoptera; Scarabaeidae
Source: RefSeq, a predicted model, not a curated record